AGAGAAACGACAGCAGCAGUCGCCUGUUGCUCCAAACAGUCAAGCUGCUUAUUGUAAGUCACAGACUAGCAGCUUGUUCACACAGCUAUCCUGUCUAAACGGCGCUGUCUUGUUGAAUGCUCACAUUUAUUCGUUUUCCUCGGGACUUUGACACAAUGCAGCUGACUGCUGUUCAGAUGAUCCUUUGAGAUGGAGAAAACCUCAGCAGAAGAUGACUGCGUGGAUUCAGGAGCUGAGACUGGAGGGUCUGAUUACAGUCCCUUGUCCUCAACGAGCAGUGAGCUAUCCAUGUGUGAGCUCCAGGAUCCAUUUCUCGUCAGUGUCCACCUCAUCGCUGACCCCGGCCAGGGCAAGUUCCUGCAGCGUGGGCCUAGGCCCAAACAUCAUCCAAAUGGUAGCCCGGCAGUGACCAGCCAGCUGGCGAUGGCGGUCAUCCUCUUCCUUCAGGAGGCAUAUGGCGGCGAGCAGAUACUGACACUGCACCGCGCUCUACAGAGGCCACCUUGGUACUACCACCACACUGAAAAAGUCAGCAAUGGCCAGAGGAUGCUGCCCCUGACGCCAUGCAGUCAGGACUUUUUCACUCUUUCGCCUGGCACGCCGCUCUGGGCAGUGCGCCAGGUCCAUUAUGGGAAAGAAAUAGUGAGAUUUACUAUUUAUUGUCGGCAUGAAAAUUAUGGUGACAUGGUGCGGCUGUACAAGCUGCUGCUUCAGCGGAGAGUGGCACAGAAGAAGGAGGACUUUUGCUUCUUUGUGGUGUACUCCAACCCAGAUAUGGAGAUCCAAUUGUCAUUUAAGAGGCUCCCGCGAGGUCAGAGUCCAGUGGUGUUGGACUCGGCAGUGAUGGAGGUGAGAGUACGGGAUGUCGGAGCGCUGGUGCCCCUGCUGCCACACCCCUGCAGUCCAAUCAGUGAGGUCCGGUGGCAGACGGAGGACUACGAUGGAAAUAAGAUUCUCCUGCAGGUCCAAGGUGCACGUUUCAAACACAGACAAGAUCCCUGCUAUAUAUCAUCCGCUGUCACUGAAUUGGCCUCGGCUCCCUCCACCUUCACCCGCAGUGCUGCCUCUUACAGCAACUGUCGGUACAAUCACCGGAUGUCAUCUCGUCCCAGAGUCCACCAGACCUCCCACAGCUCCCUCCCUCUGGCCUGUGAGGAUGCGGACGAGCAGGAGCAGUGGGCUGACCGGCACCAUUCAGACAGCUGGAGGGCCCCUUGGAGGGGCCCCCAGUCUGGCUCCCUCUUCUCUCUACCCAACAUGGGUUCGGCCAGCUCCCACUCCACCUGCUCCUCUCCUGUACCUCCUCCCAGCCCCCACCUCAGGUCUCAUUCCCUUAACAGGAGCAUCUCCCUCGUCCCACCCUUCCGACUCAAUGUGGAUGCUCUGAUCGGGGCAGAGGAGACAGAUGUGGACACAGGGAACAAAGUAAAUCCAGGGAGCAGUGUGGACCUCACAGUGGUGUCUGCAUACAUCAGAUCCAGCCUGCCACAGACUUCUCGGCCGUUAUCUGCGCCGCCGGAAGACAUCGGAACCUUCCCCACUGCUGGCAUCCCACAGAACGUCUACAAGGCAGCCACACUGAGCCCCACUCCAAACAGCUUCUCCAUCAACAGUGCCUCUUCUGCCUGGCUGGGGCCAAAUAUCCAACACAGCAGUAUGCACACAAGUGCUGCUCCGUCCCUGAGCAACGUAUCCAUAAACCAGUCGGACACCUGCAGCGUUAUCAGUGCCCCAGCUGAAGAGGCAGACAAGCUAGAAGAAGAGCAAGAAUUCUACAUCUGAUGGAUUGUUGUAAAGUGAGAGGGCUAAAUCUCACCAGGAAGACACUUCAGGGCUGAGUUAGUCACAACAGCUCUACUCUGCUCCCUGGUGUUUGAUAGUACAACUACAGGCCAGUGACAGUAUAAACAGCUCCAAUGUAUUUAAUGUUCUCAUAUAUUUGUGAAUGCUGCUUUUUUGCCUGUAGAUUUGAGCUUUGUAAAUGUCAGGUCAUGUAAAUCAAUAAUACACAUUUAAAGGCCCAAUCACUUAACACUGUUAAAUAAAAUAAAAUCAUUUCAAUUCAAAGUAUGCUACACACAGUUUCUUUAAGGGGCUUACCAACCUUGAUUCUCUAUUUUAUUUACUUUCAGGCAUUUAAUCAAAACAACUGUUUAGGUCUGAGCACAAAUGUGAACAAUAUAGAAUUAUAUCCACACAGUGUAAAGUCUGUGGUACGUCUUGAGAUGCUGGUGAAAGCAGGUUAAAGCCUGUAAGGCCACAGCCGCUGAUGAAGUAAGAGUGACACCAAACAGACUUAUUUCAUGCAAGAUUGAUAAGCUUUGAUAGUAAAAGAUAAAAAACUGGCUGAACAAGUUAAGAAAUAAUGGACAAAGUAUAUAAGAAAAAAGAAACCAUGGUAGCCAGCUGAUAAUUCACACUGGUGCCUAAUUGGCCACAAACACUCCAAAGGUUAAGCAGCUAAGUUAUGAAACCGG
Molecule: messenger RNA, 2477 nt
Organism: Monopterus albus (swamp eel)
Lineage: Eukaryota; Metazoa; Chordata; Actinopteri; Synbranchiformes; Synbranchidae
Gene: fam124a
Product: family with sequence similarity 124 member A
Source: RefSeq, a predicted model, not a curated record